AUGACCGAGCUCCGAGGAGAACCUGCUCACUCAAACCUGUGGUCGAAUUAUGGCAACUCCUCACACUUACCCAACCGCCUUGGAAGCAUAGACUCUUCUAUUCACAGCCACUCGCAACCACAUAUCUCGGCCCGGCCUCGAGGCGAGCUGGACCAGCCCUACUCGUCGUACAGUCGAUAUUCUCAGGAUGAGUCUGCCUCUUACGACCGCCAAAAUUCCUACCCCAGUCUCAAGCGGUCCUUCUCCCAAACCGAACCACCGGCCUACCAGGAAAUAGUUCAUGAUAUGAGGGACGACGGCUCGCGACUCACGGUGAAUCAGGAUCACAAGCUGCUCUCUUUCCGCCGCUCGCAAGACAAGUCUACCAUUGUUGAUCAGCAGGGCCGUGUGCAGCAGCUGGAAUUGUCCGCUCAGCUCCACGGAAUGUUCUUCUUGUCAGAGAUGCCCGCGAGCUGCAGCGACGGUUCGGUGCUGCAGCCCGAGCUGACGUGCUACCGUCGAAACUUGUUCCAAAUCAGUGGCUCGCUGGUCAUGCCUCGAGGACAGCUCUCCGUGGUUACCGAACCCAACGAAACUCUCCCCGUCAGCAACAUGGAAGUAGCUGUGUCGGCCAUCGAGUCUGUAGAUGGCAAUCCCGUGCGUCUCAUCGUCAUUCCCUGGAAGACCCCGCCACCAAACUCGACCGAAAUCUGCCAAGGUCCGGAUCAGGAGCCGUCUCCGUUGCCGCUGAUUCCCUUCCAGGAAGACGGAAACGAAACGGAUGGAGACUUUGCUGUUUACCCCAUCGGUUGGCGCCGGCUUCAGUUCAGGAUUGCCACUGCCAACAAUGGCCGUCGAAAGGAGCUGCAACAACACUUCGUAUUGCACCUCAAGAUUAAUGGUACACUCUCCGACAACUCCAAGGUUGUCUUGUCAGAGUCGAUAACCGCUCCCAUUGUCGUUCGUGGUCGCAGCCCACGGAACUUCCAAGCCCGCAAAGAAAUCCCUCUGCUUGGCUCGAGCGCCGGAUCGCGAGGUCAAGCACUGGUUGAGACUGGAUUGGGUGUUGUCGCUAGCGCCAUCAACCUCAAACAAGACGGCAAGCCCAGGAGUAUGGAUGUGCAAGUCCCCAGAUCAGCAUUUACGUUCAGUCCCCCGAAACCUCAACCCGAGCAUUAA
This is a messenger RNA of Metarhizium album ARSEF 1941, 1158 nucleotides long. RefSeq names its product Transcription factor vib-1. Gene Ontology annotation, molecular function: DNA binding; DNA-binding transcription factor activity. The transcript is spliced from 2 exons. The record is from RefSeq and is a predicted model, not a curated record. Gene Ontology annotation, biological process: positive regulation of transcription by RNA polymerase II; meiotic cell cycle. Gene Ontology annotation, cellular component: nuclear chromosome. Bases 1 to 1158 code for a protein of 385 amino acids. Lineage: Eukaryota; Fungi; Ascomycota; Sordariomycetes; Hypocreales; Clavicipitaceae.